AUGGGGCGUGCUGUGGUUGCGUUUCUCGCGGCCGUCAUCGCUUUUGGAACUCCGCUGCUCGACGACAUCUCUCCAGCCACCGUGAAGCGUGAGAUACGAGUGCGUCAGAUGCUUCGUGAGCGCGUGCAAGCAGCCGUCACAGCGUGCAAUGUUUCGCCAAUUGCUGCGGACUUGCUGAUGCAAAUGCUUCAGCAUGACCGGCAUGCGAGGCCUACAAUAAAGGAGGCGUUGAAGCACCCCUUCAACACUGAUGGCUAUGAGCUGGAGCGACAGCUGUUCUCUCUGGAGCGGAACCAGGCUUUGGAGAUGUUGGCGACACUUCCAGAUACGGUGCGGGAAGUGAUGCAGGAGCCGAUGCU
Messenger RNA from Symbiodinium pilosum, 359 nucleotides. The record is from the annotation of a GenBank genome assembly. NCBI's taxonomy places the organism in Eukaryota, Dinophyceae, Suessiales, Symbiodiniaceae.